Drosophila miranda is the source of this 2296-nucleotide messenger RNA. Its product is annotated as lamin-C-like. Lineage: Eukaryota; Metazoa; Arthropoda; Insecta; Diptera; Drosophilidae. The record is from RefSeq and is a predicted model, not a curated record. The transcript is spliced from 4 exons. The coding region runs from base 402 to 1955 and encodes 517 amino acids.
AUCUUGAAGAUGGUCCUAAGGAUCCUUCAAAUAAAUCUCCACCACUGUAAAGCAGCAUCGGCUGCUCUCAUACUCCGCCUAGACGCAAGCGGAGCCGACGUAGUCCUGAUCCAGGAGCCUUGGGUGGUAGGAGGCAAGGUCUGUGGAUUGGGGACGAGGGAAUACAAGAUCAUUGUAUCCCAAAAUGAAGGUAAAAUCCGUACCUGCAUACUUGCUAGCGAUGGCGAUAACACGGCGGCAAGCCUAGAACUAAAAGGGAAUCAUCUCAGGCUGGUGGCGUCCUAUAUGGCCCACGAGGAGGAUGAUCCUCCGAACGACCUUGUUCGCAAAAUAGCCAGCGACAGCAAAAGGACGGACAAAGACCUACUUAUAGGUUGCGAUGCCAACGCCCACCACACCCAAUGGGGGAGCACGGACUCGAAUGUAAGGGAAUCGAGAAGAAGACGAAGGAGGCCAAUGUGGCGGAGAACAAUGCCCGCCUGUACGAAUCUCGCUACAACGAAGUGAACGGCAAGUACAACCAGGCCCUGGCCGAUCGCAAAAAGUUCGAGGAUCAGGUGAAGGAGCUUACCCUCGAGAAUGAUCGCCUGCGCCGGCAGCUGGACGAUUUGCGCAAGCAGCUGGAGGCCGAGACCCUGGCCAGGGUCGAUCUGGAGAACCAGAACCAGAGCCUGCGCGAGGAGCUGGCCUUCAAGGAUCAGGUGCACUCGCAGGAGCUGACCGAGACCCGGUCCCGUCGCCAGAUCGAGAUCAGCGAGAUCGACGGUCGUCUGUCGCGCCAGUACGAGGCAAAGCUGCAGCAAUCCCUCCAGGAGCUGCGUGACCAGUACGAGAGCCAGAUGCGCGUCAAUCGCGAGGAGAUCGAGCAGCUGUACGACAACGAGAUCCAGAACCUGAAGGCCGCCGUCUCCAGAGCUGCGCAGGGAUCGGCCCAUGCCACCGAGGAGGUCCGUCUGAUGCGCACCAAGAUCGACGGCCUCAAUGGCAAGCUGCAGGACCUGGAGACCACCAAUUCUGGCCUGAAUGCAUGCAUCAGGGAGCUGGAGAACCUCCUGGACACGGAGAAGCAGAGCCACAACCAGUACAUCGCCUCGCUGGAGGCGGAGCUGCAGCGCAUGCGCGACGAGAUGGCCCACCAGCUGCAGGAGUACCAGGAUCUGAUGGACAUCAAGGUGUCCCUGGACCUCGAAAUCGCCGCCUACGACAAGUUGCUGUGCGGCGAGGAGCGUCGCCUGAACAUCGAAUCCCCCGGCGGCCCCGGCACCGACUCUGGCAUCUCCAGCAGCAACGGCACCCAUCUGAGUGCCAGCGGGGGCUCGCGAUCGGGCCGCGUCACGCCCAGCAACCGUCGCUCGGCCACGCCCGGCAUCUCCGGCUCGACUGCCGUCAAGCGCCGGCGCACGGUGAUCGACGAGAGCGAGGACCGGACUCUGUCCGAGUACUCGGUGAAUGCCGGCGCCAAGGGUGAUCUGGAGAUCAUUGAGGCCGAUGUCGAGGGACGGUUCAUCAAGCUGCACAACAAGGGCACCGAGGAGAUCAGUCUCACCGGCUGGCAGCUGACCCGCAUCGCCGGGGACGAGGAGCUGGCCUUCAAGUUCUCGCGCGGUUCGAAGGUGCUCGGUGGGGCCAGCGUGACCAUCUGGUCGGUGGAUGCCGGCACCGCCCACGAUCCGCCCAACAAUCUAGUGAUGAAGAAGAAGUGGCCGGUGGCCAACUCGAUGCGCUCCGUCCUGGCCAACGCCGACAAAGAGGUGAGAGUCUUGUCGAUAUACAACACGUGCGCCACAUGCGACAUCUGCCGCCCCUGCAGACAUCUCGAGUUUGUGCUCGACCAGAUGUUACCAGCUACGACCGUGUCCGUGCUAACGUUUCCAGCCACGUCUCCCGGCACCGCAGCAGCGGGACGCCGAGCACAGGGUUUACCCUCGGUUCCGGAGCUGGCUCCACUGGCGUAAGAAGUCUCUUCUCUUUGCUCUUCUAAGGGAAAAACCCGGAACUCGAAUCGGACUGGAUCUACAGCCACAGCUCCAACCCACACUCAUCGCAGAGACUCACAGACUUCGGAGACCACCCACCAUUCAUCCACGCACACGGAGAUCUGACAAAGGAAUGGAAAACUGCUUGACAUGCAUAUCACAAGUGUACUACUACUACUGCGUGCCUUUCUUUGGCCUCCUCUACAUGGCGUCACUCUAUAUGUUUCCUAUGCUUAAGUAAAGAACGUGAUCCCCGACUCCCUAUGUUAUGUUUACGCUUAAGUAAAUGAUUUUGCAUUUUGGUAAAUAUACAAAAAAAA